This is a messenger RNA of Notothenia coriiceps (black rockcod), 5074 nucleotides long. Its product is annotated as cadherin-related family member 2. Bases 134 to 5074 code for a protein of 1646 amino acids. NCBI's taxonomy places the organism in Eukaryota, Metazoa, Chordata, Actinopteri, Perciformes, Nototheniidae. Gene Ontology annotation, cellular component: plasma membrane. Gene Ontology annotation, molecular function: calcium ion binding. The transcript is spliced from 24 exons. The record is from RefSeq and is a predicted model, not a curated record. Gene Ontology annotation, biological process: homophilic cell-cell adhesion.
AUUAGCCACAGACCUGGAAGGUGACACACUGACUUAUGAAAUCAAUGGGCCCAAUGCUGCCUACUUCACAGUUGACAGAACCACUGGGGUUGUAUCCAUACAAAGGAACCUAGAUAGAGAGGCUUCUAAUUAUAUGACGCUUGGAGUUUAUGUCUAUGAUGGUCAAACUGGAACACAGAAAGAUUUAACUCUAAUAAUAGAGGAGGCCAACGACAACAAACCAAUAUUCCAGGAGCCUUCAUAUGACAUUGAUGUCAACGAAAAUACCGCCAUAGGUGCAUCUUUGUUCAAGGCGGAGGCCACUGAUGCAGACACCUCAAGCGCUGGGGUUAUUACUUACAGCAUUGAUGAAGUUACUCCAAUUGCUGGAUUCAGUCUUUUCAGCAUUGUAGCCACAACUGGCGAAGUCAGAUUAAAGGGAAAUCUGAAUUACACUGCUCUGAGUACUUUCUAUCGGUUGAGGAUUAACGCAACUGAUGGUGGAGGUGCCUGUCAUUAUAAGCCAAUUAAAAACUACUUCUCAAGCGUUGUUUUUUCCUUCGUCACGGUUGUGGACGUCCCAGACCUGGACCCACAGUUCAUUGGUCUGCCCUACGUGGGGAAAGUGGAAGAAAACGCUCUCUCGGACACAACUGUGUUUAGAGUAACGGCCAUGGACCAGGACACAGGAGUAAAUGAUAAUUUGCUCUACAGCAUUGAAGAUUCCACAGCAGCAGUGGGCCUGUUCAAAAUCUCACUAAUUGAUGGCAUCAUAUCUGUGUCGUCGGGUAUUGACAGAGAAGAGAUUGGUGACACUGUUACCCUGACUGUAAAGGCUACUGAGUCUAAAGAAAACAUCCACGGAGUCCGAGCCAGCACCACAACAGAUGUACAGAUCAACAUAAUCGACAAAAAUGAUAACCCGCCAAAGUUUUACAAGUGUGGAGACACAGCAGACGAGCGCUCUUGCGUCAUUGCGAGUGACUUUACAGGAGAUGUCGUUGAGCACUCGUUGGGUGCUGUUUUCAUCAACAUGACAGUAAAAGAUCUGGAUAAGAUAAAAAAAACUAAACUAACCCUGGAGGGAGUCAACAGUGACGUGUUUUUAGUGGAGCCUCAGUCUACCGCAUCGGACAGCAUCGUUCAGCUUCUGGUCAAGCAGCCCCAAAACCUGGAUUAUGAAAAAAUACAGAGAAUUGUUCUAAGUGUCAUUGCCAUCGAUGAAGAAGACACCUCCUUCCGUUCCACGGCUACAGUUACUAUUAACAUCAAGGACGCCAAUGACAACAGCCCCGAGUUCCCAAACGACACGUACAAGUUGGAGGUGGCUGAGCACUCUCCUGCUGGGACAGUGUUGGACAUCAUUACUGCAGAUGAUCCUGACACAAUGGAUCAAGGCAACAUCACCUACAAACUUCUUCCAGAAAGCAUACUGCUGUAUUUUGACGUGGAUCCAAAUACGGGCGCAGUUUCCGUGAAAAACGCGACUCUGUUGGAUCGCGAGGUCAGAUCUCUGUAUUCAGCCACUCUGCAGGCCAGAGACACAGACGGCAAGCCUGGCAGCACAGUGCUGGAAAUCACUCUGACUGACAUCAACGACCACCCCCCAGUCAUGAACAGAGACUCCUACCAGGAGUUUGUUAAAGAGGGGCAAAAGUUUGAACUUAAGAUACAGGCAACUGAUGCAGAUGAAUCUGGUACACAAAACAGCCAAUUAGUGUUUGGAAUCGAACCCAGCAGGUACAGUGAUAACUUCACCAUCAAUCCUGAAACCGGUGUGCUGGCUAACAGGGGUAAUCUCGACCGAGAGGCCCUGGAUCCGGACCUGGACGGGAGGAUCGAGCUUAACGUAACCGCAACUGACAAGGGUGACCCCCCAUUGUCCACCAUGGUCCCAGUCAUCAUCAAUGUGGAGGAUGUUAAUGACAACGGACCAAAGUUUAAAGCCCUCUCUUACAAAUUCUCAGUCAAAGAAGGAGAAAAAGGUGCCUUUGUGGGCUCUGUUCAAGCUGAGGACUUGGAUCAAACCACAGAGUUCAACCGCAUCUCUUACAGCAUCAUUAAUGGAGGUUUCGGCAGCUUCAUCAUUCGCACCUUUGCAGAUGAGCGGGGAUACAGGGGAAACAUCACCGUAGACUUCGACCUUGAACUUGACUAUGAGAGCACUCACAAGCGGUACAAACUGCAGGUAGAGGCAGCAGAUCUAGAACAGGUGAAAGCCACAGUGAUGGUGGAGGUGGAUGUGUUGGACGUGAACGAUGAGAGGCCCGAGUUCAAGCCGUCAGAACCUGUGAAGGUGAAGGAGAACACCACCAUCAGCGGGGCAGUCGGGAGCUUUACAGCGCAGGACAAAGAUGGGCACCACUCACUGGUCUACGAGCUGGAAUCCAUCAAAUGCAGAUGCAACGGCUCUAUGACUGACUGCAGCUGGUUUAUCCUCGAUCCAACAGGCGAAGUCAGAGUCAACCCGGAGCACACAAUAGAUUAUGAACAGUGUGACCUGGCGGUGAUUGAAGCUCAGGUGGUGGACGAGUACACAGAGAAAGGAGAGAAUAACAGUGUCACAACAGGAGAAAUGGUUAUCGAAAUUGAAGACAUCAACGACAAUGCUCCAGAAUUCAUUUUGUCAAAUUCGGUUUUUGUUGUGGUGUCAGAAAGUGCAAGUAAAGGGACAUCUGUAGCGGGAGUCAGUGCUACAGAUCGGGACUCUCUAAUAAAUAGGCAGAUUGAAUUUGAAGUUACAGGAGUCAAAUUUGAAGACAACAACAAUAAGACAAGUGAUAUGAGGAUGCUGUACGAGGCCGUCACUACGCAGCAAAAGGACAUUUACGUUGGGAUUAUUCAAACCACCGAGGGGCUUGAUACAUCACUGAAAGGGAGGUAUUUGGUCAGCGUGAGUGCAACUGACAGCGGCGAACUGUCCACCAGCACCGUACUGGAGAUCUUCGCAGUUGAUGAAUCCUAUAGAGUGAAUCUUAAAUUUACACAAUCCCAAGCCAUGGUUGAAGAAAACCUCAAUGAAAUCAUCAGGGCACUUAUUUCUGCCACCAAGGCUGCGGUUGAAAUCGCUGGAAUCGGGUCUGAAUUUCCGGAAUCCUCCAGGGCUUCAGGUAACACGAUCGUAGUGGCAUAUUUUGUCUACUCCAACGGGACUGCUCUUACCUCUACUGAAGUGGAGACAAUGAUCUCGGAUCCUGACCACGCUUAUAUACUCAUAGAGCUUGGCCUGGCGGACAUUCCCACGUCCCAGUCUCCUCUAUUCACAACUACAGAUGCCUUGCUAUCUGCUGAGCCUAACUUCACAAACUGCUGCGAUGAUAUUCUGGACUUUCAGUGCCUCAACUUUGAGGGCUAUUAUCAACCACAGAAUAUACUUCCAUCCUCCCCAUCAGAUCUGUGUUCACUGGAUGCUCCCACUGAUCCUUUCAGCAGUCCCCUUUCUCACAGCCCGUCUGACACAUGGGCCAAUGAGACGCCAUACCUUGGCCCUCCGAGUCCAGGAAAUAACUUCACAAAUGAGGAUCUGCAGUUUUUUCCUGGUUUUAUUUCUUCCAAAAGUGACACUGUUCCUUUGGAAUGUGAAGUGAGGGAUACUCCCAAAGACAGAAACCAACCCAACACCAGUUUCGGUUUUGCAGCUCUAGGCAACAUUGACUUCACUGCUAAGGAUCGACUUUUUAGUAAAAAUCCAGGAAUGAGGCUGUCCAGAGAAGAUCUCAGAACUCAGUCCGUGGUCAGCAAGCCUCUAUUAUUUGGUGCAACACCGUCUUCUGUUACGCCUCAAACUCCUGUUACUUUAACCCCACCAUGUAUCAAUGUAAAGGCGAGCACCAGCCAAUCAAAAGCCCAGUCAAACCUUAGAACCCAGGGCCCCUUCCAUCGUAUGACCAUUCCUAGUAAAUCCCAGACUUUUUCAAGUUGUCAGCCGAACACAGCAAGAGGAGUACCCCAGAAUUGCUUGCCUAAAUCUGUCCCAGCAUCUCAAACUGCUAAAAAAUUCCCCUCUUCUCAACUCUUCACUUUGAAAAAUCCAAAUCCUCCCGACAAUCCAUUCAAAUUCCAAGAGAAAAACUCCACAGUUAUUCACAGGGUGCUUAAGUAUCAGGGGGGGAACCAGAGUCAGAACCUGUAUAGUGCACCUUGCAAAGACGCCAUGGCUGCUGGCAGCCCGAUUGCCACAUCUAGAACAUUUGGUGCAAAAUCCGGUGCAUUUGAGAAAACCCAGCAGUGCCAGAAACUAAGUGUGGACAGUCACCAUAAAGGCAACGUUUCUGUUCAUGGGUUUGGAAAAGAUGUUGGACAUUUUGGUUCCUCCAGCAACCCCAGCAGGGCCAACCCUCAUUUCAAUAAACCCAACUCUUUACCUCUGUCUUUUGGCAAAAAUACAAUGCCAUCUGACAAACAUGAAAGUGGUGAACCUAACUUGACAUUCAAAAACAUGCAAAGACCCCUUUUCUUUCCUAGCAAAGUGUCUGAUGGUUAUUCGUCAACACAAGACAAGAAAUCCACUUCGUCCGCAACCUCAGACAAGCACCAGUCAUGCUUUAUUCAGCAAGAUCCCUUUGAUUUUAGCUUCAGUUCGCCCAUGCCUCAGCACAACAAUCCCCAAGUGGCACACAGUACACCUACUGGUACGCCGGCACCAGCAAACAAGAGUCAGUCCUCAACCUCCUCGGCCUCUUUCCCUUAUGGCUAUCAAGGUCCUCCUUACGUAGUUAAUUUCAGUGGAGAUCAUUCAUUGACCCUAGGUCUCAGGGAUGGGGCUGAUGGUUACCCAGGGUUAGGCUCGACAAACUACACCUACCACUGUCUGAUGGAACCUUCAGGCACCCAAGGGAGACUAGUUCUUGAGCCCUGUGGACCACAACUGCCUAACCCAGCAUCUUUUUCUUUGGGUGGAUUUUCAGGGCUCAAAGGUCAGGAUGAACAUUGCAGAAAGGACAUGCAUCAACAGUAUCAGCCUGGGGAACAACAAGGCACACAACACUAUGGGAAUGUUCCAUUGUCUCACUCAAUGGGUGCCACAAAACCCAAGAGAGUGAGGUUAGUGGUGACGGACGGCACAGUAGACUUAGAUCUCCAGUACUCGGAUUGA